Molecule: messenger RNA, 315 nt
Organism: Symbiodinium sp. CCMP2456
Lineage: Eukaryota; Dinophyceae; Suessiales; Symbiodiniaceae
Source: the annotation of a GenBank genome assembly
AUGGAACCGAGUGGAGCUUCGGGGCGAUGCUUGGUUGGCUUCUGGUGCAUGUUUUGUUUAUUUGACUGCAUGGUGUCCUUCAGCUCACCCCUUGACUGCAAUGAUGAAAUGCUGUGCUGGAAGAUGACAUGUCUGCAGGGAAGAGCGCUGCAAUUGGUGCGCCAAAAUCAUUCUACAGAUAUAGUUUUCGAUAUACAUCUCUACAUUUCCAUGUUCACGAAUAUUGCUCGCAUGGGUGAGGGGCCAACCAAGGUCGCGGUGCGGCUCUGGCAUUAUGCAAAACCCACCUCGACAGUGCCAGCUGCACUCGUAUAG